CUCGCUGCUGGCUCAGCACUUUCAGGAGCCGCAACUUGCUCGCCAAUAAGGAAGUUGAAAGCAACCAGGAGAAGGGCAGGCACUGGGGCGGAGCUUGUGGUGAAGUUCUCGGCUGGGAUUACCAGGGGCAGGCUGACUCUCCCUAGGACAAAAAGCCUUUUAUCCACGGGGAUAAAUACAGAAGUCCCAGAAGAGCAGCCUCCCGGCCCGUGUGUAGUAAGGUGCGCAGCCUCCGCUGCUGCUGGUGGUAAACCUCCGCAGACUUUGCUACGGUUGCCCUGGGCUUUUCCUUCGUCGUCAAAACCGGAAGGAGGGCACAGUGACCUGAAAGCAACCAAGUGUGCUCUCUCUGCAGCCAAGGAGUCUGGCUCCCUGGUCCUAUCGCUCUCUGUCCUGUAAAUUAAGAGCGGGUGGAGUGGAUGAACUGAGCAAACAGGGGAAGGUAACAAAAGUCCGAACUUCCAUUGAGGGCAUUGCUGAGACAUGGAGGACGUUGGUAAUUCUCUGAAUGGCAGUGAUGUCUCAGAACCUGAGAAACCUGAAACUGGACUUGAAAUGGCUCAGUCCAUCCUGAGUAAGUUCUCUAUGAAAUCCCUGUUUGGAUUUACGAGUAAAUUGGAAUCCGUGAAGCCAGAAGAGGAAGAUGCUGUGCUAAAAGCAUUCCAAAGCUUAGAUUUGGAUCCCACACCUGGGCAGGAUGACCCCAGCAGUAGCUCGGGUCAGCAGGAGGCAGAAGCUCAGGUUCCACCUGACCUCCAAAAUGAUGGGAAUCCUGGAAGGGAGGAGACUGAGUCAGAGGGAAGCCCGGGAAAAGCAGAAGCAGGGACUCCUCUCCCUGGUCAAGAGCUUCCACUCCCUACGUUGGGUGUUAACACAGCUGAUGUCAUUUUGGUUCGUGGGACCCUCGUCCACACCACCAGUGAUUCGGACACUGAUAAUGAUGACCAGGAGCCAGAAGAGGGAAGCAGCUCAAAGACCCCCGGUGUUGUUUUAUCCGAGCCAUCCCAAGAGCCUGAAGAAAUCCCAGGAGAUUCUAGGGAAAAGAUUGCCACUGGAGAGCCAGACAGUGCGGGACGCUGUGCAGAAGGUCCGCAAAGGACUCCACCUGAGAUAAGUGGCAAGUCAGAAUCUAGUGAUGGUGGCCUUCAGUCAGAGCACAGGCCCAACCAGGCCAAGGCUAGAGAAGAAGGUUCCCACGUCCCACCUGGAGCAGCAAAUCAGAGCGUUAGCGUUGGAGUCACUGAGAGUGCCUCUUCCAAAAAAGUCCCUGGGGAGAAGACGUUCCAGCUUCCAGCUUUCUUUAGUGGGCUUCGUGUGCUAAAGAAAGGGGCUGUGACUGAGGGAGGAGAGACCAUCACCGAAAUUAAACCAAAGGAUGGGGACCUGGCUUUGCUCAAAUUGACCCAGCCUGUUCAGAAAUCCCUAGCUCAGGCAGCGCUGCUGCCAGUGAAGAAUGGGGAAAAAACAACUGAACUGAAGGCAGCUCCUACUCUCCUGGAGCAACUCUCUCAACUGCUCAACAUUGAUGUGCCCAAAACCGAACUCAAGGCAGAAGACCCUGAGCCAUCAAGGGGAGGAGAGGUGGGCUGCAGCACUGACCAGGAGAGCCAGAGCGGCCCUGGAGAAGCCCAAACCCCGGGUGGAGAGGUCAAGCCAAAGCCACCAGAGACUGCCCUGGAGGCCUUUAAAGCCUUAUUCAUCCGUCCCCCCAAAAAGGGGACCACCACCGAUACCUCUGAGCUAGAAGCUCUCAAGCGCAAGAUGAGACACGAGAAGGAGUCACUAAGAGCUGUUUUUGAAAGGUCCAAGUCAAGGCCAGCGGAGGGUCCCUCUGAUUCCAAAAGCCCAGACCAGAGCCCCACAGAGCAGGACGACAGGACUCCUGGCAGACUCCAAGCUGUCUGGCCACCCCCAAAGACAAAAGACACCGAAGAAAAAGUGGGAUUGAAGUACACUGAAGCAGAGUACCAAGCUGCUAUUUUACACUUGAAGAGAGAACACAAACAAGAAAUUGAAAACCUGCAGACCCAAUUUGAACUUAAAGCCUUUCAUAUCCGGGGCGAGCACGCAGCGGUAACGGCGAGACUAGAAGAGACCAUUGAGAAUCUCAAGCAUGAGUUAGAACACCGAUGGCGAGGAGGGUGUGGAGAGAUGAGAGAUGCGUGCAUCUCCACCGACGAAGACAGCCUUCCAAAGACCUACAGAAAUGUGUGCGUCCAGACAGAUAGGGAGACCUUCCUCAAACCCUGCGAAGGUGAAAGCAAGACAACCAAAAGUAACCAAAUAAUACCCAAAAAGCUGAAUAUCUCCUCUUUAAGCCAGCUCUCUCCCACGAGUGACAACAAAGACAUCCAUGCCCCACUUCAGUCUGUGGAAAGCAUCUCAUCUAAUCAGCAGAAGGCAUCACCUCCCCCUCCUGCACCACCUCUGCCAGCCCCUAUCCCUCCCCCUCCUCCACUUCCACCUGGACUGGGACCUUUGCCACCAGCACCUCCUACACCACCUGUGAGUGCUGGGCUGCCACCACCGCCACCUCCCCCACCUCCUCUACCUCCAAGUGCUGGGCCUCCCCCACCUCCUCUACCUCCAAGUGCUGGGCCUCCCCCACCUCCUCUACCUCCAAGUGCUGGGCCUCCCCCACCUCCUCCUCCGCCUCCACUUCCUAACUUACCUCCUCUGCCUAACAGCGGGGGGCCCCCUCCUGCUCCAACACCCCCAGGACUUGUACCCCCACCUCCUCCUGGACUCUUCUUUGGAGUUGGAUCUCCUUCCAGCCAGUGUCCUCGAAAGCCAGCCAUUGAGCCCAGCUGUCCCAUGAAGCCUUUGUAUUGGACUAGAAUACAGAUAAGUGAUAGGAGCCAAAAUGCUACACCAACCUUAUGGGAUUCUUUAGAAGAACCUGAUAUUCGGGAUACUAGCGAAUUUGAGUAUUUAUUCUCCAAAGACACAACUCAGCAGAAGAAAAAACCCCUGUCAGAGACCUAUGAGAAAAAAAACAAGGUUAAAAAGAUCAUCAAGUUGUUGGACGGAAAACGGUCUCAAGCUGUGGGGAUCUUGAUAUCUAGUUUGCAUUUAGAAAUGAAGGACAUCCAGCAGGCCAUUUUCAAUGUGGAUGACUCUGUGGUGGAUCUGGAGACGCUGGCGGCCCUGUAUGAAAACAGAGCCCAAGAGGAUGAAUUGGUUAAAAUAAGAAAGUAUUAUGAGACAUCCAAAGAAGAAGAAUUGAAACUGCUGGAUAAACCUGAACAAUUUUUACACGAGUUAGCCCAGAUCCCCAAUUUUGCUGAACGUGCCCAGUGUAUAAUCUUCAGAUCUGUCUUUUCUGAGGGUAUCACCUCCUUGCACCGAAAGGUAGAAAUCAUCACAGGAGCUUCUAAGGGUUUGCUGCACAUGAAGAGUGUGAAGGAUAUUUUAGCUCUCAUUCUCGCUUUUGGAAAUUAUAUGAAUGGAGGAAACAGGACUCGGGGACAAGCAGAUGGAUACAGCUUAGAAAUUCUGCCUAAACUCAAGGAUGUCAAAAGUCGGAAUACUGGGAUUAAUCUGGUGGAUUAUGUUGUGAAGUAUUACCUGCGUUACUAUGACCAGGAAGCGGGAACAGAAAAGAGUAUUUUUCCCCUGCCUGAGCCACAAGAUUUCUUUCUGGCCUCCCAAGUCAAAUUUGAAGAUCUCAUAAAAGAUUUGAGGAAACUGAAGAGGCAACUAGAAGCCAGUGAGAAGCAGAUGAUGGUGGUAUGCAAGGAGUCUCCAAAGGAAUACCUCCAGCCUUUCAAGGACAAGUUAGAAGACUUCUUCCAGAAAGCCAAAAAGGAACAUAAAAUGGAAGAAGGUCACUUGGAGAAUGCACAGAAGAGUUUUGAAACAACAGUAGGAUAUUUUGGGAUGAAGCCCAAAUCUGGUGAGAAGGAGAUCACGCCCAGCUAUGUGUUUACCGUGUGGUACGAGUUCUGCAGUGACUUCAAGACGAUUUGGAAAAGGGAGAGUAAAAACAUAUCUAAAGAAAGAUUGAAAAUGGCUCAGGAAUCAGUUAGCAAGUUGACUUCGGAGAAGAAAGUGGAGACGAAGAAAAUCAAUCCCACAGCUAGUCUGAAAGAAAGACUGCGUCAGAAGGAAGCUAGUGUGACCACCAACUAAAGCAGAGAUUCAUGAAGUGCUGACAGUGGGGAUGUAGUUGCUCGCAUGAUCCUUUGCAACAACAGUGGCACGGGAGUGCUUGAAAGAUUGUCACUAAAUGUUUGUUUUGUUCAUCUCUUUCUGAAGUCAUCUGAGGAGAGCACCCUGUGCCUUCUUAAAGAAGUUCCUUAUUAAGCCAUAGGAACAAUGAAAAGCUAUUUAAGGGGACAUUGCAGUAGUAUUUAAUAUUUGUUUCUUGGAGAAGUCCAAAAUCUACUCCGGUAUAAGAGCUGAGAAAAUAUCAAGGUUUUUCAAAUUUUUGAAGAAGUUGAGACAUCAACCUCUCUAACCCAAGCUUGAUAUAUGUAAACUUGUCACAAAAGAAGAGAAGGACCCUUUAUAACAAUUGGUUUGUGAUAUUUCAAGCCUCAGAUUUUUACACAUUGCUGUUUUGAUUAUUAGUCUUAAUUUUUAUCUUAAUUUUGUUGCAGCAAAUCCUGAAUGAUCUUUUUCACUAAAAAAAAAGAUGAAAUUUUACCAAAACUAUUUCUUAAGAAGUCUAAGUCAGUGUAUUUUGCAGACUAGAGAAGUAUUUUGUUCAUGUAAUGGGUUUUUUUAAUGGAAGGGAGAGAAAAUGGAAUUGAGGGAGAAAUAGCCAUAUACUUCAUCUCAAAGAAUGAGUUAUGAUACAGGGAGUGGACAUCAGCCAAUGAAUGAGGCUCAUUGUUUUUAUUUAUGCCGGUGUAAUGUGGUAUUCUGGACCAGCAGGGAUUCUGCGCCCCAACUCCCAGGAGAAAUGGUGACACCUGAGCCAGGACAGCCAUGGGGUCAGUGCACCUGCUGGACGAGAUACCCAGUGAUAGAAGCACCUUUUACAUUUCAGGCCAGUUGUGAAUGGGUAAUGCCUUGUUGACGUACAGCUCAUCUCCACACACAUCCUAUUCUGUGACUGUGUGGCUGGACCCCUCCCUCCACACCCAGGAGGCAGUUUCCAGACAGGAGAACAAAUGCUACUCAAAGUCUUCGAUAAUGACCUUGGCCGAUUGACAUGUGAAGUAGGGUGAUGCAGAGGUCUUUGAUGUUGAAAAAAAUAAGUUCAGGAAAAAAAGUUCAUUACAUCAAAAUGAAAAGAAGGUGAUUACUUUAAUAUUAAACUUUGCGUAGAAUGUUUUACAUGGACAGAUGUUCCUGGCCCUGGAACCUAUAUAACCACUGCCUCUUGAGUCACAGAGAGUAACCACCUUUGACAGCUCCUCUGACAUGUUCCUCCUUAAACAAGUACCACCCUUUGAAUCUGUCUUGUCAGGGAGGAAAAAAGAGGACUGAGUGUGAAUUGAGAACAAGUUCAAAGGCUGUCAUUUCUAGGCCUUGAAGGGAGAGGGGUCCAAGCUUUCUCCUCCAAUUGGUGGAGGACAGGCUAGAGAUGAGCAAGGACCUUGACUCUCCUCCCAACCCCACUGCCGCAUGUAGCCUUCCCUUUGCCCCAGCAUCUUUUCAGAGCCUAUUAACUUACCAGGUGCUUCCCCAGGAUAUGCCUGCUAGUCAUCAGCCCCCUCAGGGAUCACUAUAAUAGACUCAACAAAUCAGAACAGCACUGUGUUCUAAUCUAAUGAAAUUCUCCAGAAUGAAGAGUGCACAAUCAGGAUGAAAUCACAUCCCAGAAGCCAUAUUCAUGCAGGUGCUAACGCCUUCUCCAGCAGUUCAAAAGAACGGAAUAUGAUGACAUGUUGGUUUUUAUUACUAUUCUUCAAAAUAACGAGAAGAGAAAAGCAAGAUAGAAAAAUUGGUAUAGAACUUCCGUGGUGAAAAAGGCUUGACGUUGCUUCCAAGUGAGAAGAUUUUCAUAUUGCUUUCUUAUGUGGUUUCUCUUUAUUUUCACUUAACUGUGAAGAAAGCCAAGGGAAAACAUCGAUUUAAAACAAAUUCCACUUAGAGCCAUCCUGUGCUUCAUGACGUUCCUUCUAGUGUUAUCAUGCAGAAGAAAAGUACCAGAUCCUACCCAUGCCAUGGAAAUCAACUCUGAGUUCAAUGAGAUGGGUAUAAGUCUAGGUCCUUAUGGGUCUCUAUAAAGACCCAUAAGGACCUAGACCCAUACGGGAGAGAGCAGCAGGAGGUUUUCAGUGGAAUCACUGUGAUCCACUCAGGUUUCUUAAAUAAGAUGUUCACAAGUAAACCAUUGAAGGUAAGCAGGCAUAUUACCUUGGCCGUAUAACCCUGCAAGGACAUGCUCUCAGGGAACCAAUGCUGAAAAAUAAGGAGUGGAAACAUUUAAUUUGAAAGUUAGACAAAUGCAACCCAAGUUGGAUUUCAUCCUAGUUGACAGAGUAGAAGUUGGCAGUAUAAUGCCUAUUUUUAAGGAACCUACCUCUGUCAGGGAAGCCUGGUGGCUUUGUAACACUAGUCCAAUAUAGCAAAGAGUGUUAGGGCUUUAAGACACCAUCGAACCAUGCAGUAGAUUUCUGUGAUGCCUCGCCCAACUGCACAGGUGCACUGCAUAGUUGACACAGCCUUCAUGUCAAACUUAAGUUGGUGCUCAGUAAAGGUUUGCAAGAGUCUUUUCAAGGUGGGCCAUCUAAAACAAUUUGGAGCCCUUUAAAAUGAUCCUUCUAAAAUGCAGUUGGGUUGUGUUAAAUACAAGAGGUGUCUCUGCACUUUUCAUGGAAAGGAGGUGGUUGGGAGAUGAUUUCAGAGCGUGAGCAUUUCAAGCAAGUGGGGUUUAAGUGGCUGCCUCUGGGCACAACCCUCCCUGAACUAGAAAGCAGGGUGGCCAGGAUUGCUACCUGUGUUUAACCAGACACACCUGACUUACUACUAGUACGACUGUAAUAAACUAUAACUUAAGCACAUCUUGAUCUCUUCCUGUCCAGGAGUCAUUAAAUCUGAGGGUAGAAUUGGAUAGUAAUUCAUAUUCUUGUAGGAGCAAUUGGCAGUAAUCAUCAAGCAUGUGGAUAUUUUACAUAUUAGCGCUGAAGCAUUGAGAUAUUCAAACAUAUUGGGUAGAAAUCAUCAGUCCCAGGAGGUGUCAAAGCUCAGGUUAGAAGGAGGUAUGCUGUAUGGCUUUUAAUCUAAGAAGAGGCAGUUUAUCAUAAAAAUAAAAAAGGAGAAGUGUGGCCAAGCAGAAAUGGAAGUGGAUGAUGAUGAUGGAAGGCCCAGAGGUCACACACCGUGGCCCGCUGUCAAACAGCUGCCUUUUGAAUCCUUGAGAUUAUGUCUCUGAUGUCUCUUCAGAUGUUUCCUGAAACUACUUAGGAACUCGGGAGAGAGAAUUUCUGAAAUCUAGGAAGCAGAAUAAGGAACCUCAUGGUGCUAUUACAUCUUUAAAUGGUCUAGCCGAAACAAAUUGCCAACAUGGUUGAGGAGUUGAAUGUCAGAUUGGGUGCUGAUCUUUUUUUUUUUCCCCCAGUAUGGAUAAUACAAGCUGCAAGCCUGCCAAGCCCCUCCUUUGUCCAGAAGCUCCAUAAAGAAGGGCAUUUCUUAAACAAAAAGCUUAUGGGCUCCUGAUGGGGAAACUGGAACUGAUGGAAGGAAUAAAACUCUAGUAGUCUUGGACAGUUCAGCCAGAUAGAGAAGCAAUCAGUCAAUAGGUUCUUCCAAGGACCACAGUCAGAUGUAGCAGAAAAACUCUAAUGUAUUUUUAGUAAAGUGUUGCCCACUGGCCUGUGAUUGCAUGUCUCUCUACUAUGAAAUCCAGCAUUGUAGAAGUCCUAACUAAGCACAUAAGGAUUUGAACAGCUGUGAUGGCUGAUGGACAUGAACAAAGUCAGAGCUGUCUACUGCCCACCUGAGACUUCACCCUGAACCAGUCAUCUUUUAGAGUGUGGAUCUGAAAGAGCCAAGGAUUGACCUGAAUAGUUUACUUUUGAAAAAGUAACUACAAGAAGAUCGAAUAAAGAAAUGAACUUUUGUUCAUGUCCGCUAUUUUGUCCUCAAAUAGAAAUCUGCAACAAAAGUGAGACAAGUCUAUGUGGACAGAUUGUUAGGAUUAAAAGAGAACAGAGAAUUUUUAGCAUUUCCAAACUGCAGAUAGCUUGUUGGAUAUCUUUCUGUUUUUAAUCUGUUUUUUUCUAUAGCGAGAAACAAUCCAGCCACUUGGAAACUUCUCUUAUUAUUUGUGCAGCAGUGGCUUAAAGGAAAGCACCUGCAGAAACAGGCCUCAACAGAUCUUUUUCCUUUAGAUUUUACAUAACAGUAUUUAUAACUCCGUUAGCAAUUUAAUCCAGUUACAACCAGGCUCGGUUGCAGAGUUGUGCGUGACUGAGAGGCCCAUUUUGGUCAUUUCUGCACACCCUGUCAGCUGUUGACACCUUGUUAAAGACACUGAAUUUUAGUUCCAUAAUUCGUUUCUCCUCCCAAGGAGUUGGGCAAUCUACCAAGCUCUCUCAGAUCAACACUUUGCUAGGAAAGUAGUAAAUUUAAGAGAGUUCUAACAUGUCAGACUUGAAGCCAAUUCGGUAGUCUUGUUUGUUCCAAGACUCUUAACACUGUGAUAUAAAUUUAGCAUUUGGGAAAUUUGCAUAGUUAACUUAUUUGGAAGCAUGAAGAUAUUAAAAUGGCGUUAGCUGACUCUGUCUCAUAACUCACCACGCAGGUACCAAGGAAGAAAUUAGGGAGGCAAAGCAAGCCUUACUCACCAAGUCAUCUGUCCUCAACUGGAGCUUAUGGCACUCAUUUCCCUCUCUACCCUCAGCCCUCUCCCAACUACCCUGGUGGUAAAGGUAGCAUACAGGACAUUGUCCUCCUCAUUCUUCCAUUCCAUGACAUGGUGGUUCACUUCAGUAAAGAGCUCAAAUGAACUCCAGACUUUAUUCCACCUUACAUCUUUGAAGUACUUGUUAGUGAAUAUCUUCUCCAAUCUAAGACCUUGGGCAUGCUGACUUAAUCUCAAUGUUUUUUUAUAUGGAAGUGAUGGAUAAAGCCAUCAAUUUAUUCUUCUACACUUCAUGUACGUUCAUAUAAUUUUCUCUUUUUAAUCUUCUCUUAAAUAGGCUAAGAAACUCCAGUAUGUCUCCUUUUCCAUAGACUGAUCAAAAUAGUUCAUGGACUUUUUUUUUUUUCCUUGCUUUUUUGUGAAACUUGACAGCAUUGUGCUAGCAAAAUGCAAAUGAAGCCGUCACUUCCAGCUUCCAAAUUUGGAGAUUCACCUCCAAAUAAUUUGGCAUCCUUCGUGGAGUAAACAGCAUCCUACCACUCUUAGGCUGCCAACUAGGCUGAACAGCUCUCUAUAUUCUAUCUGUGCAGAUACCAAUGGCCUCUCUCUUUGAAGCUGUAAAAAUGUGUGAAAAGAAAAUUGACAUUUCUCUUCAUGUGUAGUAUGAGCUUUCAGUGCAUUAUCUUAGCAGAUCAAGAAAGGAACGAAAUGUUUUCAGGUGAAGUCAAUGUCUCUGGCAAAGUCGUACCUACUUUUCUUCAUGGUUCUCUUCUAGGUCCUUCCAUCCUCAUCUUGUGAAUCAAAUGUAUUCUUGAUUGUUCAGCUAGGUCAGCUUCCCAGGUCCACCUUUCCAACAUGAAAGGCAAAUCCCACGGGCCACUGAGUAUACGGAGAGAUUGCUGUCUACCUCGCCAUGACAUGGACAAUGGAUGUGUUCAGGAAUGAACAACUCCCUGGGAAGUCUUGGAAUGGAUUUUGAAUUCCAAAACUCUUUCUGUUAGCUGUAUAAAAGAGGUAUAUAGCAUACAAAAAUACUACUCUUCCAAAUAAGGGACUAGAAGUGGAUUCAAAAUCUUUACAUUUUAGAUAAGUUGGAGUGAACUAUAAAUAGCUCAUUUUUUUCCCUUCUUGGCAACGUAUCCCUUCCUGUAAUCUUAUUUCUUCAGAUCUGAUCACCAAGGCAUAAAGAAGGCAGCCUCAGCUCCACUGAGCUUUUACUCUGCAUAACCCAAAGAUGUCCAUUUCCUUUGGAAACAUAUCCAUGGGUGGGGGAGGGGUCUAGUAUCAUUUCUCCUGUCUGCCCAGGGUGACACAAAUAGGAUUUUUUUUUUUGGGGGCGGGGGGUGUCUACCAAAGGGACUAUUUUAAAUCAUUAAUUUUAUAAUCCUGUAAUUAUACAGAAUCCCAAGAUAUAAAUAAUGUGACUUUCCUGUCAGUUGACUGGAUGUGUAAUCUUCAAAUUUAUAAGCAUUAAGAAAAAAGGACUUCCCUCUAGAGAAACAAUCUAAGAUGUUCCUCAAAAGGCAGAAACUUUUACAACUUGUAAACUUUUUAAAUUUUAAACUUGAAUAAUUUUUAAGACUCUGUGGAGAAAACAUGUCAUUGAUUAAUCAUAACCUUUUCCUUUUAUUGAGUUUUAAUUUAAACAAGCAUGGGAAGCAAGGUACCCCUGGACUUUGAUUUAGGGAAUUGUGCUUUGGCCUGGAAAACAAGCACUGGUCUGCAUGCCCAGAACCUACGUGAAAUCAGUCAGCAUGCUAAUACUAAUUAGGCCCAAGAGAAAUGUAAAUUAUUUCAAGUCCUUCAGGGUUUAACUUCCUUAGCAACACCUUAGACACUGAUUACUGACUGCAUUUGAGCCAUGCAGUUGUUUGUCUCCACUUGGCCUUGUGAGAUUGCAAGCAAUGGGCUGAUGGAGAAAAACAGGAGAUGGGGGAGAAGGAAAAUCUGGACAAGUGCACGUUUGCUGAUGUGGCACAUUGUUGGAGAGCUGGUGAUUUUCUGCCAUGGGGUAUGUUGGCAGGGUUUCAAUGGAAACUCAAGGAAUCUGUAUUAAGCAAAUGGGGGUGCCCCGUAUCUUGUAUUGGCCAGUGCCAGACAACAUGCUGAAAAGGCAGGUACCCUAAUGAGACUGGCCUGUUCUUGGCUUAAUGAUACUAUUCAACUUUGGAUUCAUUCCCAUGGGAAUGGUUGCUCGUGGCCUUCCUGUUUGCCUUUCCAAAAGCCAUGUGGGCAUCUGGCUUCAUUUCCAUUUUCUCCUUUCAGUAUUUCUCCUCCAGCUCCCCUUCCUUCACACCACACAGCCAUUCUUCCUUUACCCGUACAGCUUCUCCAGGACCUAGCGUUUUCACCUCUCUCCAUCAUAGAGAACCAAAUGUCUCCCUUUGUCCCGACUCCAUUCUUUCACACCUUCUGCUCCAUCCCUCAGCCCUUUGGAUAGGGAGCACUGCUGUCACCAACGAGCCCACGUAAGACACUGCUGUGAGUGCCUCUGUUAAUAUCAGUACCAUCUCAUCACUUAGCCAAAGAGGGGAAAAUCCAAAAAGGAGAUGGGAAAUGCGUUUCCUUUUUAUUGUACUUUAUUUUAAGGAGGUUGAGGGGAGGGUUGUUCUAGUCCUUCUCAGUUUCUAACAGAUUUUACUUCAAAACUGUCUAAUGAGAAGUCAUUCUUAUGAUAAAUUAUUAACCAGUCCUGGUCACCAUCUAUGGUGCAUAAGGCUAAAUUUUUUGAAUCUCAAAUGGCUUCCUAUGUUGCUGGACAAAUGGACUUAAUUCUGUGCAAACUUUUUGAAUCAUAAGGAUUUUUUUUAAUCACCACUCUAUUGUUACCACCACUCCUGAUUCAAGCAUCUACCCCAGACCUGACUCAGGAUGUUGACACCGUGUAGUUAUUUUCAGAUUAACAGUAACUGUUGCACUCUUUAAAGUACUUAGAAAGUGUAAGCUUGUCCUACAUAGUCAACCCUUUGACCUGUUGGCUUUGCUGUUUCAUUAAGUAUGAGAACAAUAUGUAGAUGUAAUCAUAAAGAAUUAGAAGCAGUAAUGUAGACAGUUUGAGAAAGGAGAAGGCAAGAAGGAUGAAACCUUGCUUUCAUGCUCUUGGAUAUUCUGAAAUGUAAUAAGCUAAUUGGAUUCAGGUAUUUUUUUUCCCUUUAAAUUUUUAAAAAUAUGUAUUUCUAAUUUGCAUAUUUAAUUUUUAUCAAAGCUGAGGCAUGCUCAUGAGUUGAAUUUGUAAAUGUCAUUUGCAACGAAAUGAGGUAUUUAUUUUUAAAAAGAAAGGGUGAAAGAACCAAAAUCGAUUUGUACAUAAUGAAAACUAUUUGUGUACAUAUGCCAUUUUUUCCUCCUCGGCACUACUGGUCAUGUCAAGUGUAUUUUUGUACAUAAUAUAUGUUGGUUAAAUAAUGUAGAUUGUCUAUUCAAAGAAUUCUAUCUCUGUCAUAGACUAUAUCCUAAUCUGUUGAUACCUCUGUUAAUUCGUUUUAAGAGAUAGAACUAUAUUUUUUGGAAUUUGCAGAGAAUUGCAUUCAUGGCUUCCAAUUGUAAGUAUGCUAAGGGUAUUUUAAUAAA
Loxodonta africana (African savanna elephant) is the source of this 12328-nucleotide messenger RNA. RefSeq names its product formin-1. The transcript has 17 exons. Bases 484 to 4131 code for a protein of 1215 amino acids. Gene Ontology annotation, biological process: actin nucleation. Gene Ontology annotation, molecular function: microtubule binding. Lineage: Eukaryota; Metazoa; Chordata; Mammalia; Proboscidea; Elephantidae. The record is from RefSeq and is a predicted model, not a curated record. Gene Ontology annotation, cellular component: cytoplasm; endoplasmic reticulum membrane; nucleus.